Messenger RNA from Scatophagus argus, 2744 nucleotides. RefSeq names its product leucine-rich repeat, immunoglobulin-like and transmembrane domains 1b (gene lrit1b). The transcript is spliced from 4 exons. Gene Ontology annotation, cellular component: endoplasmic reticulum membrane. Lineage: Eukaryota; Metazoa; Chordata; Actinopteri; Scatophagidae. Gene Ontology annotation, molecular function: protein binding. The coding region runs from base 183 to 2141 and encodes 652 amino acids. The record is from RefSeq and is a predicted model, not a curated record.
CAAGUCCCUCACUAAUCCCCGCCUAUCCUUUUUAUCACAGGAUUCAGAGCAGGCGGCGCAGUAUGGAGCUGUGAGCCUGCACAACACCGCGAUGCAUCCGAUGUCCCGUUAGACCGAGCUGCAGCGCCUGUUGUCUUUCACUGUAGUUUUAGCCGCAUAGCUUUUAGUAGCUUGGAGAAAAAAUGAAUCGACAUUUUGCUGCUGCCUUUUGUUUGGCUUUAGUUUUUCUUCCUCUGCUGAGCACUUCAUGUCCUGCACAAUGCAGCUGCUUCUUCCACAAAUUAAGUGACGGAUCAAAAGCGAGGAGUGUACUUUGCAAUGAUCCAGAGAUCACUGUGAUUCCUCCGAAUUUUCCUACUGACACAUCCAAGCUGCGCAUUGAAAAAACAGCAAUCACGCGGAUUUCAACCGACAACUUCCACUACCUCAACAGCCUGGAGUUUCUGUGGAUGUCUUUCAAUUCACUGAAUUCGCUGAGUGUCGACAGUUUCCGGGGUCUUUACAACCUGGAUGAGCUCAGGUUGGACGGCAACGCUCUCACCUCCUUUCCCUGGGAGUCUCUGACUGACAUGCCAAACCUGAGGCUCCUCGACUUACACAACAACAAAAUCUCCAGCAUCCCCACUGAAGCCACCAUGUACAUAAAGAACGUCACCUAUCUGGACUUAUCCAGCAACAGUCUGACAACUGUUCCUGCUGACGUCCUCACAAUGUGGCUGAGUGUAAAGCCAUCGCAGGACACCGAUUCCUCCAAACUUAUUCUCGGUCUGCAUGACAACCCGUGGCUGUGUGACUGCCGGCUGUAUGAUUUGGUGCAGUUUCAGAAAACCCCAUCAUCAUCUGUGGCUCUUAUCGACACCAGGCUGAGGUGCGCUGAUCCGGAGAGCCUGUCAGGGGUUCUUUUCACUGAAGCAGAGCUGCAGAGGUGUCAGGGCCCUCGGGUCCACACGGCCGUGGCUCGUGUACGAAGCUCACUGGGCAACAACGUCCUGCUUCGCUGUGGCACAGUUGGAGUCCCUAUCCCUGAGCUGUCCUGGAGUCGUGCUGAUGGCAAGAGAAUGAAUGGCACCGUCCAGGAAGAGAUUUCAAAGGAGGGCAUAAUUUGGUCAAUUUUGAGUGUGCCUGCAGUCUCCUACCGAGAUUCUGGGAAAUAUGUCUGCAAAGCAACCAACUUCGUGGGCACAGCAGAUGCCAUAAUCUCUUUGGUGAUCACAGAUUCCUUUCGGUCUGAGGAAGCAGGUGUAGGUGUUUCUAAGAGAACCAGAGGGAAGAAACCGGGUGGCAUUGGAAGAGCGGCAUACCAGGAGAAGCUUAUUGCCAGAUAUGUUCCUCCGCCAACCACCACUGCCGGCCAGCCCAUCAUUGAACCUCUAAAUGGUAAAGGUGUGACUGGAAAGUAUGAGAUCGAGAGCUACAGCAUCUCUAAUGAUGCCUCUCAGGGACGAGGCAAGGUGUCAGACCCUCAGAAGCCAUCGGAGGUGGGGCAGGAUGCUCUGAGUAACUUAGCAGCCAACGCUUCAUCCUUACAGCAAGCACCAGAGAAAAGAGUAGUGCGUUCGGUAAAGGUGAUUGGCGACACCGACCACACUGUUUCUCUGAACUGGCGAGCCCCUACAGCCACAAACACCACAGAAUUCAGCGUCCUGUAUGCCAUAUUUGGCGAGAGAGACAUGCGUCGGAUCAAUGUAGGUGCUGGAAAGAACCGGAUCACCAUUGAUGGCCUUGUACCAAAGACAAAGUACAUUGCUUGUGUUUGCGUCAAAGGCCUGAUCCCAAAAAAGGAGCAGUGUGUAAUCUUCUCAACAGAUGAGGCAGCCAGUGCUAGUGGAACUCAGAAGCUCAUUAAUGUGGUGGUGAUAACAGUUGCAUGUGUGAUUGCUGUCCCUCUGACACUGAUUGUGUGCUGUGGGGCUCUAAAGAAGCGCUGCCAAAAGCUGCUUGGUCGGCAGUCCAAGGAAAUGCAGGACUCGUACGUCACGUUUGAGACCCUUGGCCCUGGGGGAAAAGCUAAAGGGAUGGAGGGCGAAUAUCUGACCAGACUAAAUCCUGACGAAUCCAACAGGCUGCUUUCAGCAAGGUCUAGUGUUGACUCGGAGGCCACAGCUAGGACUGAGGGGGCACCUAACGAGUACUUUUGCUAAAACCAAAUGAACCUCUAAAGGAUGCACUUUGUUUUCGAAGGGCCUGUGAUGUGACCAGAUACACCACCGUGCUCAGAGACUCAAACGACUCCUCUUUUGGGGGUAGGUCGUCUGAGUUGACAUGGACAGCUCUGUCAGCACUGGAUGUAUGAAAAUGUUUUACAGCCUUGUGGGAAUAAAAACCACCAUUUAACUGGUGGACAGCAAAAAGGGAAAAUAUACACAGUGACACAGUUUCGAUAUUUGCAUGUGGUGUAAAUGUGUAAAAAGAACUUUUUUAAAAUAAAAUUCAUCAUGCACUUUUAAAUAUGACGUUUUGCAGAAGAAAAUGUCUUGAAAUGUUGUCCUAAACUGUCUAAAUCCCAGUUGUUUUAAUUUUUUCCGAGAUGUAACAUCUGCAUUGUGUUAAAUCUUUAUUUAUAUUAUUUAGUGAAAAGAUGAACUGGCAGUUAAUGGUCUAUUUUGUAUGUAUGAUGUUAAUGUGCCAGGUUUACUGUUGGGUCAAAAACCUAAAAUACAGUAUUUUAUAAUGUGUAAAUAUUUGUGACCUAUGUGUAUGUAUGGACGUACUGUAUAUAAAUAAAUAUUUUUUACAUUACAUGU